ACGUACCUUGAUUUCCAAAAUACAUUAAUAAUAAAUUUAAUUAAAAAAAAAAUUCAAAGCUUGGAGACAUCCCAUCAUCAACACAAAGCAUGAGUGAAGAAGAGAAAAAUAGAGCAGCUGUUGUUGAUCAUCAUCACCAGGAGCAACCUCCUCCACUGCCACCACAAUAUGGUACGUUUCAAGGUGUAGCUAAUUACCCGCCUCCUCGUCCGCCGGCAGUUGGCUUCCCUCAGCCCGUUCCUCCGCCGGGCGCCGCCGAGCCUUCUGCACCUUACUAUCUUCAGGGCUACCCAACUGUUCAAGGUUAUGCUGUUGCUGAAGGAAGACCAGUGAGAGAACGUCGCCUUCCUUGCUGUGGUAUUGGUGUUGGAUGGUUCCUGUUUAUUAUUGGUUUCUUCCUUGCUGCCAUCCCCUGGUAUGUUGGGUUAUUUGUUCUACUGUGCGCAAGAAUAGAUCCCCGAGAAAAACCUGGAUAUAUUGGUUGUACCAUUGCUUUUCAUCAGUACCAGGUGGUGGGACGAGCUUUACCCACCGAAAGUGAUGAACAUCCCAAGAUCUACAGAAUGAAGCUCUGGGCCACCAAUGAAGUUCGUGCCAAAUCUAAGUUUUGGUAUUUCUUGAGGAAGCUGAAGAAAGUUAAGAAGAGCAACGGGCAGAUGUUAGCAAUCAACGAGAUCUUUGAGAAGAAUCCUACCAAAGUUAAGAACUACGGUAUUUGGUUGCGAUAUCAAAGCAGAACUGGGUAUCACAAUAUGUACAAGGAAUAUCGAGACACAACCCUUAAUGGUGCUGUAGAACAAAUGUACACCGAGAUGGCGUCUCGUCACCGAGUGAGGCAUCCCUGCAUUCAGAUCAUCAAGACAGCCACCAUACCUGCCAAGCUUUGCAAGAGGGAGAGCACAAAGCAGUUCCACAACUCCAAAAUCAAGUUCCCUCUGGUUUUCAAGAAAGUUAGGCCACCAACAAGGAAGCUCAAGACUACAUACAAGGCAACAAGGCCCAACUUAUUUAUGUAACUCCCCUAUGUUUCUCACUUCCUUCUAUUUUGCUUUUUGGGCCUAUAUGUUGUGGGAUUAUUGCUUGUCUUUCCAUUUUUGUAGUGCUUACAUUGGAACUAUUAGAUGUGACGUGAGAAGAUCAUUAUAACGUUCUUUGGCAAAAAAAAAAAGUUUUUAAGGAGAUAUUUGGCAUGGA
Messenger RNA from Mangifera indica (mango), 1194 nucleotides. RefSeq names its product 60S ribosomal protein L18a-like. Gene Ontology annotation, cellular component: cytosolic large ribosomal subunit; ribosome. The coding region runs from base 90 to 1016 and encodes 308 amino acids. Gene Ontology annotation, biological process: translation. Lineage: Eukaryota; Viridiplantae; Streptophyta; Magnoliopsida; Sapindales; Anacardiaceae. Gene Ontology annotation, molecular function: structural constituent of ribosome. The record is from RefSeq and is a predicted model, not a curated record. The transcript has 6 exons.